Messenger RNA from Python bivittatus (Burmese python), 537 nucleotides. The record is from RefSeq and is a predicted model, not a curated record. NCBI's taxonomy places the organism in Eukaryota, Metazoa, Chordata, Lepidosauria, Squamata, Pythonidae.
AUGGCAAAAAGGUGUACUUUGUCUUCUGCCCCCCCAGUAUUUGAUUCAGGGAAAAGAACAGUAUAUACAGGUCCAGAUGGCACAGGUAAUUACCAACCAAAGGUACUGGAUUAUUGUCAUUACAUAGGAGCAACAUCUUCGCCAGUGGAGGGCACUAGCGAUGCCAAGUAUUUGUGGAGACCUGCACCAAGUAAUCCUCCUCCAUGGAUACACAGGCAUUGCUUUGUGGGAGAAAUUGGCUGGAGAACCAAAGAGUUUGGCUCACAUAACCAAAUUGGUCUUUCCCAGGGCAAGAAGAUUAUGCCUAAGCUAUUUCCCCCAGCUGAAGAAUUUGAAAUAAUUAACCAGUACAAAAAUCCCAGCAACAAAAUACUGGCUGGUUUGCAGCAGGUACGGAAGAAUUUUGCUAUGGAUACAUUUCUAGAUGCUAUAAAACAGGAAUGUCAGAAUCUCAGAGGAUUAAAUGUUGCAAUGAAAGUUUUGGCAAGAACUAAACAACAAAUAAAAAGGAAAAACAAGGAAAUGGCAGAAUAUUAA